CGGGGCCCGCUGCCUUUCCUUGCUGUGGUGCGUUUUCCAGCCGAGCCGUCAAGCCUCUGCCCCUGCCAGUACUUGCUGGGCUUCUUCUCCUGUGGCAUCGAUGUCACAGGUCACAAGGGGGCCGUGGGGCAGCAUUCACCUCGCCGCUCCCAUCAGUGCCACUCUGGGUACCCAAUGAUCCUCCCAGCGAACCAUUUGGUGAUGCAGCCUGGUUCGGGCCAUCGGAGGGUGCACUAUUCAAGAUAAAACACCAUGAAAGAUACAGAAAUAAAGAGACUGCUAUUUGCCCACAUAGUUUGUGUAUUUUCCAUUAUCUUAACAACUAUUGUUCCACCUCUCUUCUUGGAGAACUUCUCAGUUUUGGGAACACACCUUAUCUGGCUGUGCAUCUGUUCUAUAUGUGUAACUACUGUAAAUAUAAUAUUGUAUAUAAUACUUAAACCAAAUCCGUCUUCUAAGAGAAUUUCACUUGCUCACAAGAUAACCAAAUUUCUGAAAUGCUGUGUGUUCUUCUUCAUAUCAUGUAUAUUGUUUCAUGGAAUUAUUGUUCUUUAUGGAGCACCACUAAUAGAGUCAGUGCUUGAGACAUUCCUGUUUGCAGUCCUCCUAUCUACAUUUACUACUUUACAUUGUUUGUGUAUUCUGGGACCAAACAUCCAAGCUUGGAUACGGGUGUUCAGUAAAAAUGGAGCUAUGUCCAUCUGGGAUAAUAGUCUACAGAUUACAACAAUGUGUAGCAUAGUGGGAGCAUGGUUUGGAGCAUUUCCUAUUCCCCUGGAUUGGGACCGGCCUUGGCAGAUAUGGCCCAUUUCCUGUUCCCUCGGAGCUACCUUUGGCUACGUGGCUGGCCUCAUUAUUGCACCUCUGUGGAUAUACUGGAAUCGGAAGCAGCUUACAUAUAAGAGCAGAUAACUGGGGCAAAGAGAAAGUAUUUCUUUGUGCAGAUUCCAUAAAGACUGGACAGAAAUGUUUGUGGUCAGACCAAGAGACUACUGAAAUCAAUUCAAUGUUUUUAGGUCGAGUAUUUCCACUUACAGCAUUAUAUGCUGCUGUUGUUGCCUGUGCUAAACUUCUUAACCCCUGAGAAAUUGUACCUUACAGUUCAAAUAAAGUAUUUGUAAAAGA
This is a messenger RNA of Pelodiscus sinensis (Chinese soft-shelled turtle), 1125 nucleotides long. The record is from RefSeq and is a predicted model, not a curated record. NCBI's taxonomy places the organism in Eukaryota, Metazoa, Chordata, Testudines, Trionychidae.